CAGCAGGAUCCAGAGCUGUAGAGCGGCUGCCGCUAACUCUCAGCGGCCUCCUGCCCUUUGGAGCGCGGGUGCCUCCCGCGAGCCCUUCCAACAUGUUUAACUUGAAGAAAAAGGACAAAGACAAAGAUGGGUCGAGGAAGGACAAGAAGGAAAAGAAGGAGAAAAAGGAGCGGAUGUCGGCAGCCGAGCUCAAGAGCCUGGAGGAGAUGAGCCUGCGCAGGGGCUUCUUCAACCUCAGCCGCACCUCCAAGAGAGAGUCCAAGUCCCGGCUGGAGAUCUCCAACCCCAUUCCCAUCAAGGUGGCCAGUGGCUCAGACCUGCACCUCACUGACAUUGACUCAGACAGCAACCGGGGCAGCGUGAUCCUGGACUCGGGCCAUCUCAGCACAGCCAGCUCCAGCGAUGACCUCAAGGUGGACGACACCAACUUCAAAGGGUCGGUCCUGCAGCGGGCGGCCAAGUUCGGCUCCCUGGCCAAGCAGAACUCCCAAAUGAUUGUCAAGAGGUUCUCCUUCUCCCAGAAGAGCCGGGACGAGAGUGCCUCGGAGACCUCCACACCCUCCGAGCACUCUGCAGCCCCUUCCCCGCAGGUGGAGGUGCGCAUGUUGGAGACUCAGCUCAGCAAGCAGGGAGCACCCAUGGGCCACCUGAGGGCCCCCUCAUCAUCGGCGCUGCGAGCCAGGGUGCCCGAGGUGGUCAGCAAGAGGUUUCCUGCUGAGCUGAGGCUGCCCAUGGUGGUGCCGCCCCAGCCCCCCGUGCCCCGGGAGCUGGAGCUGCAGCGGCGUAACACCGGUGACUUUGGGUUCUCUCUGCGUCGCACGACCAUGCUGGACCGGGCCCCUGACGGGCAGGUGUACAGGCGGGUGGUACACUUUGCGGAGCCAGGUGCUGGCACCAAGGACCUGGCACUGGGGUUGGUGCCGGGGGACCGGCUGGUGGAAAUCAACGGCCGGAACGUGGAGAACAAAUCUCGAGACGAGAUAGUGGAGAUGAUCCGGCAGUCAGGGGAGACUGUGCGGCUGAAAGUGCAGCCCAUCCUGGAGCUGAGCGAGCUGAGCCGCUGCUGGCUGAGGAGCAGCGAGGGGCUGCGCCGAGCGGCCUUCGAUCUGGAGCCUGUGGCCUCCCCGUCAGCACAGAGUCAGGCGAAGACGGAGGAGCAGAUCGCUGCCGAGGAGGCCUGGUAUGAGACGGACAAGGUGUGGCUGGUCCACAAGGAUGGCUUCUCCUUGGCGAGCCAGCUGCGAGCGGAUGAAGCGAACCUCCUGCCCGAAGGGAAGGUGAAGGUGAAACUGGACCACGAUGGGGCCGUGCUGGAAGUGGACGAGGAUGACGUGGAGAAGGCGAACCCGCCGUCCUGUGACCGGGUGGAGGACCUGGCCAACCUCGUCUAUCUCAAUGAAUCCAGCGUGCUGCACACGGUGCGCCAGCGCUACGGGGGUAACCUGAUCCACACCUACGCGGGGCCCACCGUGCUGGUCGUCAACCCGCUCAGCUCCCCCUCCAUGUACUCCGAGAAGGUGAUGCACAUGUUCAAAGGGUGCCGCAGGGAAGACAUGUCUCCACACAUCUACGCCGUGGCCCAGGCCGCCUACCGCAACAUGCUGAUGAGCCGCCAGGAUCAGUCAAUCGUCCUGCUGGGGAGCAGCGGCAGUGGCAAGACUACCUGCUGCCAGCACCUGAUCCAGUACCUGGCCACCGUAGCUGGCAGCACGGGGAAGAUCUUCUCAGUGGAGAAGUGGCAGGCGCUCUACACCAUCCUAGAGGCUUUUGGCAACAGCAGCACCAGUAUGAAUGGCAACGCCACUCGCUUCUCCCAGAUCAUCUCGCUGGACUUCGAUCAGGCUGGCCAGGUGGCCUCAGCCUCCAUACAGACGAUGCUGCUGGAGAAGCUGAGGGUCACCAAGCGGCCGGCCAACGAGGCCACCUUCAAUGUCUUCUACUACCUGCUGGCUGGCACGGACAACGCCCUCAGAACCGAGCUUCACUUCAGCCACUUUGCAGAGACCAACGUGUUUGGGAUUGUGCCACUGUCCAAGCCGGAAGAAAAGCAGAAGGCAGCCCAGCAGUUCAGCAAGCUCCAGGCUGCCAUGAAAGUGCUGGGCAUCUCCAGCGAUGAGCAGAAGGCGUUCUGGCUUGUCCUGGGGGCCAUUUAUCAUCUGGGGGCCGCAGGAGCCACCAAAGCUGGGAGGAAGCAAUUUGCUCGGCACGAGUGGGCCCAGAAGGCUGCUUACCUGCUGGGCUGCAGCCUGGAGGAGCUGUCUUCAUCUAUCUUCAAGCACCAGCCCAAAGGGAGCCUGCAGCGAUCCACGUCCUUCCGCCAGGGGCCCGAGGAAGCCGGCUUGGGAGAUGGCUCAGGCUCCAGGCUGACUGCUCUGGAGUGCUUGGAAGGCCUGGCCUCGGGCUUGUAUUCAGAGCUCUUCACGCUGCUCAUCUCGCUGCUGAACCGGGCUCUCAAGUCCAGCCAGCAUUCCCUGUGCUCCAUGAUGCUUGUGGACACCCCAGGCUUCCAGAACCCCGAGCUGGCAAACCAGAGCCGCGGGGCCAGCUUUGAGGAGCUGUGCCACAACUACGCCCAGGAGCGGCUGCAGACGCUGUUCCACGAGCGCACCUUCACUCAGGAGCUGGAGCGAUACAAGGAGGAAAGCAUAGAGCUUGCAUUAGAUGACAUAGAGCCCAGUACCUCUGGCUCUGUAGCCACUGUAGACCAAGCCUCACACCAAGCACUGGUGCGCUCCUUGGCCCGCACGGAUGAGGCCCGUGGGCUCCUGUGGCUGCUGGAGGAGGAGGCUUUGCAGCCUGCGGGAAACGAGGACACGCUGCUGGAACGGCUCUUCGCCUACUACGGGCCCCAGGAGGGAGAUAAGAAAGGCCACAGCCCGUUACUCCGAAGCGACAAGCCUCGCCAUUUCUUCCUGGGUCACAGCUACGGCACCAACUGGGUGGAGUACGACGCCACAGGCUGGCUGCAUUAUGUCCGGCAGAACCCAGCGUCUCAGAACGCCGCAGCUGUCCUGCAGGACUCUCAGAAGAAAAUCAUCAGCAGCCUGUUUAUGGGCCGGGCGGGUACGGCCAUGGUGCUGUCGGGCUCCAUCGCCGGCUUGGAAGGCGGGUCCCAGCUGGCCCUGCGCAGGGCCACCAGCAUGCGCAAGACCUUCACCACAGGGGUGGCAGCGGUGAAGAAGAAGUCACUGUGCAUUCAGAUCAAGCUGCAAGUGGAUGCUCUGGUUGACACCAUCAAGAAGUCGAAGCUCCACUUUGUGCACUGCCUCCUGCCCAAAGCGGAGGGCUGGAGCGGGGACCCCAAGGGGCUGGCGGCGCGGCGCAUCAGCAGCAGCGAACUGGACCUGCACGGGGAGCACUGUGAGGCGGGGCUCAUGCAGCUUGACGUGCCCCUGCUGAGGGCCCAGGUCAGGGGCUCCCGGCUCCUCGACGCGCUGCGCAUGUACCGGCAAGGUUACCCGGAUCACAUGGUCUUCUCGGAGUUCCGGCGGCGCUUCGACGUUCUGGCCCCUCACCUGACCAAGAAACAUGGGCGGAAUUACAUCGUCACGGACGAGAAACGGGCUGUGGAAGAGCUCCUGGAAUCGCUGGACCUCGAGAAGAGCAGUUACCACAUGGGCCUGAGCCGGGUGUUUUUCCGGGCAGGGACCCUGGCCAAGCUUGAGGAGCAGCGAGACGAGCAAACGAGCAAGAACAUUGCACUCUUCCAGGCUGCGUGCAGGGGCUUCCUGGCACGCCAGCAGUUCAAGAAGAGAAAGGUCCAGGAGCUGGCUAUCCGCUGCGUGCAGAAGAACAUCAAGAAGAACAAGGGGGUGAAGGACUGGCGCUGGUGGAAGCUCUUCACCAUGGUGCGGCCCCUCAUCGAGGUGCAGCUGACAGAGGAACAGAUCCGGGGCAAAGACGAGGAGAUCCAGCAGCUGAAGGGCAGGCUGGAGAAGGUGGAGAGAGAGCGCAACGAGCUGCGGCUGGGCAGCGACCGGCUGGAGAGCAGGGUGGCAGAGCUGACGGCGGAGCUGACGGACGAGCGGCACACGGGCGAGUCGGCCUCCCAGCUGCUGGAUGCGGAGACGGCCGAGCGGCUGCGGGCGGAGAAGGAGAUGAAGGAUCUGCAGGCCAAGUACGAGUCGCUGAAGAAGCAGAUGGAUUCCAUGGAAAUGGAAGUGAUGGAGGCGCGGCUCAUCCGGGCGGCCGAGCUCAAUGGGGACCUCGACGACGACGACUCAGGCGGCGAGUGGCGGCUGAAGUACGAGCGAGCCAUCCGCGAGGUGGAUUUCACCAAGAAGCGCGUGCAGCAGGAGUUUGAGGAUAAGCUGGAGGUGGAGCAGCAGAGCAAGAGGCAGCAGGAGAGAAGACUGGCAGAUCUGCAGGCCGAUAACGAGGAGUGCCAGCGUGCCCUGCAGCAGCUGAAGAAGAAGUGUCAGCGCCUGACGGCAGAGCUGCAGGACACCAAGCUGCACCUGGAGGGGCAGCAGGGGCGCAGCCACGAACUGGAGAAGAAGCAGCGAAGGUUUGACAGCGAGCUCGCUCAGGCUCAUGAAGAAGCCCAGCGAGAGAAGCUGCUGCGGGAGAAGCUGAGUCGGGAGAAGGACAUGCUCAUCGCAGAGGUCUUCGGCCUCAAGCAGCAGCUGGAGGACAAAGACUCCGACAUCAUGAGCUUCAGCCAGAAGGUGGAAGCCCUGGAGGCCGAGCUCCAAGACGUCUCCUCCCAGGAGUCCAAGGACGAGGCCUCCCUGGCCAAGGUGAAGAAGCAGCUGCGGGACCUAGAGGCGAAGGUCAAGGACCAGGAGGAGGAGCUGGAUGAGCAGGCCGGGACCAUCCAGCUGCUGGAGCAGGCCAAGCUGCGUCUGGAGAUGGAGAUGGAGCGCCUGCGGCAGACCCACUCCAAGGAGGUGGAAAGCCGCGACGAGGAGGUGGAGGAGAUCAGGCAGUCGUGCCAGAAGAAGCUGAAGCAGAUGGAAGUGCAGCUGGAGGAGGAGUACGAGGAUAAGCAGAAGGUGCUGAGAGAGAAGCGAGAGCUGGAGAGCAAGCUGGCUGCAGCUAGUGACCAGGUCAGCCAGCGGGACUUUGAGACGGAGAAGCGGCUGCGCAAGGAUCUGAAGAGAACCAAGGCGCUGCUAGCGGAUGCCCAGAUCAUGCUGGAUCACCUGAAAAACAACGCACCCAGCAAGAGGGAGAUCGCUCAGCUCAGAAACCAGCUGGAGGAGUCUGAAUUCACCUGCGCGGCGGCGGUCAAGGCCCGCAAGUCCAUGGAGGUGGAAAUCGAGGAUCUUCACCUGCAGAUCGAUGACAUCUCCAAAGCCAAGGCAGCCCUGGAGGAGCAGCUAAGCCGGCUGCAGCGGGAGAAAAACGAGGUGCAGAGCCGCCUGGAGGAGGACCAGGAGGACAUGAACGAGCUGAUGAAGAAGCACAAAGCAUCAGUGGCCCAGGCCUCCCGGGAUCUGGCCCAGAUAAAUGACCUCCAGUCCCAGCUGGAAGACGCCAACAAAGAGAAGCAGGAGCUGCAGGAGAAGCUGCAAGGGCUACAGAGCCAGCUGGAGUUCCUCGAGCAGUCCAUGGUGGACAAGUCUCUGGUCAGCCGGCAGGAAGCCAAGAUCCGGGAGCUGGAGACACGGCUAGAGUUCGAGAGGACCCAAGUCAAACGCCUGGAGAGCCUGGCCAGCCGCCUGAAGGAGAACAUGGAGAAGCUGACGGAGGAGCGGGACCAGCGUGCAGCCGCUGAGAACCGGGAGAAGGAGCAGAACAAGCGGCUGCAGCGUCAGCUGCGGGACACCAAGGAGGAGAUGGGCGAGCUGGCCAAGAAGGAAGCCGAGGCCAGCCGCAAGAAGCAUGAGCUGGAAAUGGACCUGGAGAGCCUGGAGGCCGCCAACCAGAGCCUGCAGUCGGACCUGAAGCUGGCGUUCAAGCGGAUCGGGGACCUGCAGGCUGCCAUCGAGGACGAGAUGGAGAGCGACGACAACGAGGACCUGAUCAACAGCGAGGGGGACUCAGACGUGGACUCGGAGCUGGAGGACCGUGUGGAUGGAGUGAAAUCGUGGCUCUCCAGGAACAAAGGCUCCUCCAAAGCAGUCUCUGAUGACGGCAGCUGGAAGAGCUCCAGCCCCCCAGGCUACCGCCGGCAGUUCGCCUGUGACAAAUCGGAGGAGGAGCGAGCCCCUUUGGAAAGCAUGCCCAGGUCCAGGGACUCCUCCAGGGGCUACCUGAGUGACAGCGACACAGAGAGCAAGCCAGCAGAGACCUCAGCAUAG
Messenger RNA from Emys orbicularis (European pond turtle), 6245 nucleotides. It is a transcript of the gene MYO18A, whose product is annotated as myosin XVIIIA. NCBI's taxonomy places the organism in Eukaryota, Metazoa, Chordata, Testudines, Emydidae. Gene Ontology annotation, biological process: actomyosin structure organization. The record is from RefSeq and is a predicted model, not a curated record. The transcript is spliced from 40 exons. Gene Ontology annotation, cellular component: myosin II complex; myosin filament; cytoplasm. Gene Ontology annotation, molecular function: actin filament binding; ATP binding; cytoskeletal motor activity. The coding region runs from base 93 to 6245 and encodes 2050 amino acids.